AUGCCAUCCUCUGAUCCUCCUGGAGAACAAGUGGAACCUAACCCACACCCCACUCUCUUGCGUUGGCAUUCAUCACAAAUUGGCUUGAUCCAAGCCUCAACACUUGAUCCACCUGAAGGCACACCAAAUACUUUACCAAACUCACAGCCUACAAGGAUUGAAUUGAGGAGAAGAUCAGCUUCUGUAUUGAGCAAUGAUAAGGCAAGGCCAAUUCAUGAAUCAAUUCUCCGGCCUAAUGAUAUCGAUCUUUGUCAAGAUUCUGACAAAGAAAACUCAAAAGUUCAACCCAAUUCCAGCACUUCACAACCCACCUUUGAUGACAUCUAUCUUUACUUUGGACCCCUCUCCAUGGUGAUGAGGAUGUGA
Melampsora larici-populina 98AG31 is the source of this 366-nucleotide messenger RNA. RefSeq lists its product as uncharacterized. The transcript is spliced from 2 exons. The record is from RefSeq and is a predicted model, not a curated record. The coding region runs from base 1 to 366 and encodes 121 amino acids. NCBI's taxonomy places the organism in Eukaryota, Fungi, Basidiomycota, Pucciniomycetes, Pucciniales, Melampsoraceae.